Messenger RNA from Diabrotica virgifera virgifera (western corn rootworm), 3148 nucleotides. RefSeq names its product zinc finger protein 235-like. Lineage: Eukaryota; Metazoa; Arthropoda; Insecta; Coleoptera; Chrysomelidae. Gene Ontology annotation, biological process: regulation of transcription by RNA polymerase II. Gene Ontology annotation, cellular component: nucleus. Gene Ontology annotation, molecular function: DNA-binding transcription factor activity, RNA polymerase II-specific; RNA polymerase II cis-regulatory region sequence-specific DNA binding. The record is from RefSeq and is a predicted model, not a curated record. Bases 211 to 1665 code for a protein of 484 amino acids. The transcript has 2 exons.
AUGAUUAUAAUGGCGGUGGCGGUGGCUUUUAGAGUUAACAUAAUUUAAAUUAAAUGUAAAUGGCAAUUAUACAUGAAAAAUAACGCUAGCUCCCAAUAAAAAAACUAUUGUACAAUCAUUAGUAAGUGAAACAGAAUUCAUUGAUAUAAAUUUCAUAUCCGUAAACAGUCUACCCUUGUUUUGGGAUCUGGACGAAUCAAAUAUAAUAUCAUGGAUAUAAAACAAGAAACUAGUGAGGAAACUUGUAAAAUGAAAACAGAUAAUGAAACAUGUGAUGGUCCUUUGGAUGCUUUCAAGAUUGAAAUCAAGCAAGAACCCAAGACAGAAACCGAAUACCAGGAGUUUGAUUAUGUAGACCCCAAUGAAUUCUAUGUUAAAGUUGAAGCAGAACAAGAUGAAUAUAAAUGUACACUAUUUGAAGAACAGCAAACAACCAAUGAAGGAAGUUGUUCCAAAGAGGAGAACAAAAUGGAAACUUUACCUGCACAUUCAUCUCAAAAAGAAAGCUACACAGGUCAACAUGCAGAAGAAAAAAUAUUAAACAAAAAUGUGGAAGUUGUGACUGGACAAAGAGCUUAUAAGUGUGAAACUUGUUUAAAGACGUUUACUUUUAACAGUGCUUUAAAAGUACAUUUAAGAACGCACACUGGAGAAAAACCUCAUAAGUGUGAAAUUUGUUUUAAGCAGUAUAGGAAAGUGAGUCAUUUGAACAUACAUUUGAGAAUCCACACUGGAGAAAAACGUCACCAGUGUGAAAUUUGUUUAAAUAAAUUUAAUCAAGCAGGUGAGUUGAAAAAACAUUUGAGAGUGCACACUGGAGAAAAACCAUUCAAGUGCAAAAUAUGUUCUAAGCAGUUUAGACUAGCACCAAGUUUGAAAACUCAUUUGAGAGUGCACACUGGAGAAAAUCCGGAGCAGUGUGAAAUUUGUUUAAAGAAAUUUAGUGAAGCAAGUCAAUUGAAAAAACAUUUAAGAGUGCACACUGGAGAUAACCCUCACCAGUGUGAAAUUUGUUCUAAGCACUUUAUUGAAGCACGUGAUUUGAAAAGACAUUUACGAGUGCACACUGGUGAAAAACCUUAUAAGUGUGAAAUUUGUUUUAAACAAUUUAGUGAUUCGCGUUAUUUGAAAAUACAUUUAAGAGAGCACACUGGUGAAAUGCCAGUGAAACAGUACAAAUGUGAAAUUUGUUUUAAACAGUUUAGUGAAGCAAAACAUUUAAAAACACAUUUGAGAGUGCAUACUGGAGAAAAACCGUACAAGUGUGAAACUUGUUUAAAACAGUUUAGCACUGCAGGUAAUUUGAAAAUACAUUUGAGAGUGCAUACUGGAGAAAAACCUCACCAAUGUGAAAUUUGUUUAAAGAAAUUUGCAGGUGAUUUGAAAGUACAUUUGAGAACUCACACAGGAGAAAAACCUCACCAAUGUGAAAUUUGUUUAAAGAAAUUUGCAGGUGAUUUGAAAGUACAUUUGAGAACUCACACAGGAGAAAAACCGUAUAAGUGUGAAACUUGUUUAAAACAGUUUGUUACUGCAGGUGCUUUGAAAAUACAUUUGAGAGUGCACACUGGUGAAAAACCAUUCAAAUGCGAAAUUUGUUUUAAGUCAUUUAGUGACGGAGGUAAUUUGAAAAGACAUUUGAGAACACAUGCAGGGGAAAGGUAGAGAUGGUAUGAUGGAACUGGAGCGGGUACCUCGGAAUAGGUUUCAAUCGUCUACUCCACGCACCAGUGACAAAAAGUCUACGGUAUCGGUUUCGAUUCCAGCGCUGCCGCAUUAGUUUAGUAUACUUUGCGCGACAGCCGGGCAGCGAUUUUACAAAAUAUACCCGUUCUCAGCACAAUCUCCGCCUCCUACGCAUACGUUAUCCAUAACUAAGUAUCCCUACCUGCUAUCAACAUUUUAUACUAAAUACACCCGAUUUAAACACACUUCGGUUGAUUAGGAAUUUAGAAAUCUCGGAGGGAAUAACAAUGUAGUUUUAUGGUUUGGUAAAUUUUUUAUUCUUUAACCUGCGUUUAAACGUGCACUAAACUUACAGAUAAAAAAUAAUUUAGGUGGGUACGCGCAAAAUUUGCUUGCAAUGCUUUUUAAGCGCAUUCAUUUUUUUCGAAUCCUGAGAAAACGAAUUAGUAUUUUUGAAAAAUUUAAACGCAGAAUAAAAGAUUACAUUAUUACCGAGAGCCGAAAGUCCCUGAAAACUUUUAUAAUAUUUAUUUUAAUUAGUUACAGGGAUAAAAAUUAGGUGAAUGUCAUUUCAUGUUAUGAAUCUAUCAAUUUUUUAAUUUCAAUUGAAGCGAUACAUCAUUUUCCUUUCAUUCGUUUAUUAGAACGAACCCUUUUUUAUCAUCCACUAUAUUAAAAUUGGAAUGGUGGCACACGAACUGUUUUUUAAAUAAUAUUGUUUUUACAUUUGGAAAGGAUUCCCUUAAAAUCCACUGUGUUUUUGUAUUUUCACUACAGUUUUCUAUCCGUUUAUAGCAUUGCAUACUAUAAUCUAUCUCCGUAUUAUUUUGGUUUAGAUUUGUUGGUAUUACGCACACGUUAAAAUUAGCAUUAUCAGAGCAUGAUUCAAUCUCUCGUACAUCUUCAUCGUGCAGAUUUAAAUAUUUUCUUAAACAUAAUUCAGACAUUUUUCAUACUAACUAGUCCAGGGUAAUAAGGUUUUUUCCAUGACACUUCAACAGCCAGGGUACUGAAGCGUUUUUUCGACAGGUAAUACCUAUAAUACCAAAUUGUAGCUAUUUCCUGCUUAUGAUCUGGCGGCCAUUUUUAUUUAUAAACAAUUUAGUGUCAACAAACGACCUUUUUCCUUUUUUUUUAGUUAAUGGAAAACAGUAAGACUUAUAGUUUUCUUAGUACAGACAUCUUCGAGAGAAUGGAAAAAGUUUUAAAAUAACGUAUUACACAGUUUUAUACACUCAUUUAUUGUUAAUAUAAUUGCGAAAAAGGCCGAAAUUUCAAAAAAAUUAAUUUCGUAAUAACUAUUGUUAAAAUAAAUGUACAGCUUUGAAAUUCAUGUCAAAUGAGGGUUCUUUGGUGCUUAAUAUGUGACAAAAAUUUCAAAGCGAUUCAUUCAAUUGUUUAUCCCAGAGAGCUUUUAUUUGCAAUAACCAAGUCAGAAAAAAAUAACGUUAGAACCAUUCUA